Molecule: messenger RNA, 669 nt
Organism: Guillardia theta CCMP2712
Lineage: Eukaryota; Cryptophyceae; Pyrenomonadales; Geminigeraceae
Exons: 10
Coding region: 1-669 (222 amino acids)
Source: RefSeq, a predicted model, not a curated record
AUGUCGGGGAAAGCAGGCAAGGGAAUCGGGAAGCCGUCGGAGAAGAGGAGGAGAAGCCAAGCGAAGACGAAGGCAGGACAAGACGAAGAGAGCAAGGACAAGAAGAAUGAGAUGGACGAAAAGGACAAGCCCGUCGUUAACUUUGCAAAUCGCGGAAAGUACGGGGGCAACUGGGAUGGUACCAAGAAGUCAGAUCCUGAAGGUUUGAUCCAGAGCUAUGUUUUGAGAGUGGAGGAGAAGAACAGGUUGGCUGAGAGCGAGUGGAAGAAGGAGACACAUCAGAUCGAAGAAGCCAAGAAAGCCAAGGCGCUGGCAGAUGAGAAGGCAGCCAAACGCAAGGAGGAAUGGGAUCGGACAGGCUUCUAUCGCUACCAGAACGCGGCGAGCAAGAGGAUCGCGCAGCAACGGAUGGACUGGUUCUCCCAGCAGCAGAAGGAGAACGAGAAGAGGCUGAGCCUACAGCAUGCCCAGUCUGCCGCCCCCACGAGGAGCUCUACGGGCGGCAUGCCGAGAGAUGCGGAAGCGGCAGGAAGAUGCGCGGACUGGGUUCAGCAGCUGGAUGAGCAACCGUUCGUGCCUGCGAGGAGGAGGAGGUACCUCAAGCUAGAGCACAGCGCCGAAGCCUGUGGUGAGACGAUCCUGCCGGUCCUGGUGCCCAAGCUCGACUGA